UCGCGCGCCCGCGAUCAUGUGACACGGCCAAGAUGGCGGCGCCCGGCUCCCUGUGGCUCUUGGCCGUCGCUCUCCUGCCCUGGUCCUGCGCUGCCCUGGCGCUGGGGCGUCUCGACGCGCCCGCGCCCUUGCCGCUGGUGAUCUGGCAUGGGAUGGGAGACAGCUGUUGUAAUCCCUUAAGCAUGGGUGCUAUUAAAAAAAUGGUUGAGAAGAAAGUACCUGGAAUUUACGUCUUAUCGUUAGAGAUUGGGAAGACCAUGAUAGAGGAUGUGGAGAACAGCUUCUUCUUGAAUGUCAAUUCCCAAGUAACAACGGUCUGUCAGAUUCUUGCUAAGGAUCCACAAUUGCAGCAAGGCUACAAUGCUAUGGGAUUCUCCCAGGGAGGCCAGUUUCUGAGGGCAGUGGCUCAGCGAUGCCCAUCACCUCCCAUGAUCAAUCUGAUCUCCGUUGGGGGACAACACCAAGGCGUGUUUGGACUCCCUCGAUGCCCAGGAGAGAGCUCUCACAUCUGUGACUUCAUCAGAAAAACGCUGAAUGCUGGGGCUUAUUCCAAAGCUGUUCAAGAACGCCUGGUGCAAGCAGAAUACUGGCAUGACCCCAUAAAGGAGGAUGUGUACCGCAACCACAGCAUCUUCUUGGCAGAUAUCAAUCAGGAGCGGGGUGUCAAUGAGUCCUAUAAGAAAAACCUGAUGGCCCUGAAGAAGUUUGUAAUGGUGAAAUUCCUCAAUGAUUCCAUUGUGGACCCUGUAGAUUCUGAGUGGUUUGGAUUUUACAGAAGUGGCCAAGCCAAGGAAACCAUUCCCUUACAGCAGACCACCCUAUACACACAGGACCGCUUGGGGUUAAAGGAAAUGGACAAGGCAGGACAGCUAGUGUUUCUGGCUACAGAAGGAGACCAUCUUCAGCUGUCUAAAGAAUGGUUUAAUGCCAACAUUAUACCCUUCCUUGAAUGAAACCCUUGAAGUUCGUAACACAGCACAGGGAGCCCCUAACUCUUCCAAACCACAUGGGAGAGAGUUUCCUUCAUGCCCAAGUCUGAGCUCAGAUCCAGUUUGCAACUAAUCCUUCUCUCCUAUCAUCAGCUGACAUGCCCUACUUGGAAAGAUCUAAGAUCCCAAUCUUAUCCUUUGCUCUUAUCCUUUCUUGCCUCCUUUUGCCAUAUGGUGUUAAAUGCAAAUUUAAUUAGGUAAUAACCAUGGAGAUUGUUUUACAACCUUUUGUUGUGGUCAGUCAAGUUUAGUGCUAAGAAAGGCAGUCUGCUACAGGUCAAUGCCAGAACUGUACCCAGGCCCAGAGGAGACUAAAGCAAAAAGAUAGAUUCUAAGGGCAAAUAUCUUCUUCAGGAAAGUCUAGCCACAUUUCAAGCAGAGAGAAUGCUGAUGAUUUAACUAGUGCUUAGAAAAGUAUUGCUUGGAUGUUUCUGUGUAAUUUUUCUUAAGGCUGCCUUCCUCUCUGGGUAUGUUGCCCUCCAUGCUGUUUUAGCAAUAAUUAUUAGACAAAUCCCACUGACCUACCAUCUUGCCUCUGCAGCACCAUUUUGUCUCCUUUAGUAGUGAUGUAUUUGUUGCACUGUCAUAAGAGGAGGGAAGGGUUGCUUAAGAGAGGAAAUGUACAUCUUUAUAACCUAAAUAGGGGGUGAAGAAAAUGUAGGAGUGAGUGAAAAAUAAGGCAGCUAGUUCUUUCCAUUCCAUCUUUGACCAACCUGCCCUUUCUUAGCAUGACUUGUGGUCUGGAUGCUAGAUUUGGAUUUUAGAGUCUGGAUGGUAAUUGCUAGCUUUAACAUAGAACAGAAGGAACAAUAUGAAGAGACUGGGCUUUCUAACUUCCAUCCCCCAAAACUAAUUUAUCAGCAUACUCCAAACUAUUUGAUAUGUUCUGUAAGAAAAGACUUGUUUGCUCAAAAAAGCUUAGAAAAUAUUGCACACUCCUUUUCUCCUUUUGGAGAUCAACCUCCAUUAGAAUACUAAGGACUCUGAGAAUUCCUGUUAUGUAUAGAAACUAACUAUAAUCUACCAUCUCCUAUGCUGUUUGAGCAUGGAAAUCAUAGCCCCCACUCUGUGAAAAUGUAUUAACACUUUCUAUUAAUAGAAGACUGUUCUGUAGAAUGCAAGUUUGGAGAAAUGAUUAGCUAUGCUUUGAUGCAAGGACAUUGUUAGUGCUGCUAAGUUUACCCUUUAUGGUUUUUCCUUUCUCUGUUAAGCCUCAUUCUUCAACUAAAAAAUGAAGAUUAAGGACAAGAAGUGGGGGGAUGUGAAAACAGUUUUAUGAGGUUAUCUAAAAUAAAGAGUAGUUUCUUA
Molecule: messenger RNA, 2297 nt
Organism: Microcebus murinus (gray mouse lemur)
Lineage: Eukaryota; Metazoa; Chordata; Mammalia; Primates; Cheirogaleidae
Gene: PPT1
Product: palmitoyl-protein thioesterase 1
Biological process (GO): protein depalmitoylation; nervous system development; receptor-mediated endocytosis
Cellular component (GO): lysosome
Molecular function (GO): palmitoyl-(protein) hydrolase activity
Source: RefSeq, a predicted model, not a curated record